Molecule: messenger RNA, 1842 nt
Organism: Ostertagia ostertagi
Lineage: Eukaryota; Metazoa; Nematoda; Chromadorea; Rhabditida; Trichostrongylidae
Source: the annotation of a GenBank genome assembly
AUGAAUGGCAUUCAACUGUCAGAGGAAGCUCAAACUCGGAAGAGCUUAAUUCUGAGGAACCUACAGGAGGCUCUCGGAGUAGACAAGCUGGAAAAGCAACUUUGUGCACGUGUACUGGGGAACCGCAACAACUGGGAAACCUCAUGUUGGGUACUUCGUUCCAAUGAGGAAAAUCGCCGAUUUUCUACAAGCUGGUCUGAAGGUGACUGUACUGUUUGCGGACCUACAUGCUUUUCUCGACAACAUGAAAAGUACAUGGGAGUUACUCGAAAAUCGUGUUAUCUACUACGAGCACAUUAUCAAAGCUCUCUUAUUAGCACUGAAUGUUCCGAAUUGAGCGUCUCCACUUUAGAAUACACCUACGACAUACUCCGUUUGUGUAGCCAGGUAUCACAACGUGAUGCACUUAAGGCUGGGGCCGAAGUAGUGAAGCAGGUGGAAUCUCCGUUAUUGUCAGGUCUUCUAUAUCCCUUACUGCAAGCCCUCGAUGAGCAGUACCUAAAGGUGGAUGGACAAUUCGGUGGUGUUGAUCAGCGAAAAAUAUUUAUCUUAGCUGAAGAACAAUUACCGAAAUUAAAACUAGGAAAACGAUGGCACUUGAUGAAUCCCAUGGUUCCUGGUUUAACCGGCUCUAAGAUGAGCAGCUCGGAGAUUGACUCGAAGAUUGAUCUCUUAGACAGUCAUGAUGUUGUCGAACGAAAAAUUCUUGGUGCUGCUUGUUCACGACAGGAAACUGACAAUGGAGUUUUGGCCUUUUUCAACUAUGUGCUGAUCCCUAUUGUCAGCCCCAACUCUCUCGUUAUUGCCGACAAAGAGUUUUUCACUUACGACGAAAUCAAAGAGUCAUUUUUAAGUGGUACAUUAUCCGCUGAAGAUUUGAAGAAGACUCUAAUUGAAUUUUUAAAUGAGUUAUUGGCAAAGGUGCAAGAUCACUGCAAAUCCGAUGUUGUGCGCGAUGCCCUUGAAAAGGGUUAUAAAGAAGUGAAUGAAAAUACGGCUGAGCCGAAGCAGCAUCCAGUUGUGCAAGUCACCGACCAACAGCUUAGCCUUGUUAAGCAAAUUGUUGGCGACGACAUGUUGACUGGGGAUGACGACACCGCUUUGCGGUCGUGUAUAGCAAAUGGCAGAGCAAUUCGUGUGACGUUCACCAUCCAUCCCAAAGGACGCUUUCAUCUUGGUUUCCUCAUGGGAUUGCUGAAAAUGAAGUCAUUAAUCGAAAGAGGGAUUAACAUCGAAGGAAUCGUUCUAAUUUCCGACAUGGAAGCCUUCCUGGAUAACGAGAAGGUGUCUUGGAACGCUCGAGACGGUCGGAGUGAGUACUUCUAUCAGAUUUGCUCAUUCUUUAUCGAGCGCCUUGGUUUGAAAAAUAGCGUCAGGGCUGUGAAAUCCGCUGACAGCGACUCCAUUUUUUCAAAAGAUUAUGUGCUAAAUAUGUACAAAAUGGCCUCAGCCGUUACUCGCGAUGAGACGACCGUUUGUGAAGGAACGUCUUUGUCUGGCAAUUUGGUUCCGCUAUUUUACGCUCUCAAUCAUCAGUUGCUCGGAACUGACCUCGCUAUUAUGGGUGAAGAUUCAAUCAAGAUUGCUAAUCUUGCGGUUAAGUUGUGGUCCCGAAUGAGGGUGCAACCUCCAACACAAGUAGCAUUUUCGCUGCUACCGGGAUGUGAUGGAAAGAAAAUGUCAUGUUCAAAUCCCGACUUCCUUUUGGAGGCAUUUGACACACCAAAGCAAGUGAAAGUCAAGGUGGCACGGUCCUUCUGUGAGCCGCAGAACUUGAAUGGAAAUGUUGCCAUGAUGCUAUCCCAACAGUUCAUUUUCCCGCUCCUUGGUGGAUCAAGUUUG